AUGGAGUGUAAAUUGGUUUGCAAACCUUGGAGAGAUCUUAUUCAUCUUCCAUCCUUCUCUCAAAAGCACCUGAAUCAUCUUAAUUCUGCUAGUGAUGAUGAUUCUGGAAAGUUGAAUUUUGUUUUCUUACAUGGUGUUAUCAAUGAUUUUUCUUAUGAUGAGUAUGAUGAGAAUUCUGAUGAGACACCCUUCGGUAGAAAAGAAAGAAUGAAUGUAAACCUACCAUUUUACGAGCAUGCUCCUGGUUAUUCUUUUGCUGGUUCUUGCAAUGGUUUAAUUUGCCUCCACUCAUUUCGUAAACAUAUUUAUGGACCUACAUAUAUCUUUAAUCCAAUUACCAGAGAAUAUAUAAUUUUUCCAACAUCUAAAGAAAAUUACUGGUGGACUGGAUUUGGCUACACUCUUUCCACCAAUGAGUACAAGGUUGUUAGGGUAUAUGCAGACUCAAAUGUUCAGGUAUACACUCUUGGAAGUAGCACUGGAUGGAGAAAUUUGGGAACGAUUGACAUGAAUGUGGAAACGUUUAGAAAAGAUGCUGGUGCGUUUGCAAAUGGUGCUCUUCACUGGGCAGAUAACAAAGGAACCAUUCUUGUUUUCCAUUUGAGUGAUGAAAAGUUUAGAAAACUUCCACCACCGCCUUGGUUCACACCAUCUGGUUAUUUAUAUUUUCCUAUUUCACUAGGGGUUUUUGGUGAUUUUUCGAGUGCUACUUAUUAUCGCUAUUCUUUUUCUGGUAAAAGUGAAAUAUGGUUGUUGAAGAAGAAUAGAGAUAAUUAUAAUGACUUGAGAUGGAGAAAAGAGUUUAGUUUAGAAGACGUCAAUAUAUUACGACAUUCAUCGCCAUUUGGGUUUACAAAGAGUGGUAGGCUUCUAUGUUAUGAGCAUCACACACUUUAUGGUUAUGAUCCAGAAGCAUCAUCUGCCAAAAUGGAUGUGAAUUUUGGCAAGACUAUUACUGCUUCCAUCCCUCACAGGAAUACUUUAGUUUCAUUAAACGUAUUAGGAGAAAAAGAUGCAAAAAUAAUGGAAUCUGGUGAAACAACAAGUUCAAGUGAGGAGGCAGAAAACAGUGAUAAACUGAAGAAGCCGCAAAAUGAAGCAAUAGAUCUCUAG
This is a messenger RNA of Papaver somniferum (opium poppy), 1113 nucleotides long. RefSeq names its product F-box protein At3g07870-like. The record is from RefSeq and is a predicted model, not a curated record. The transcript has a single exon. NCBI's taxonomy places the organism in Eukaryota, Viridiplantae, Streptophyta, Magnoliopsida, Ranunculales, Papaveraceae. The coding region runs from base 1 to 1113 and encodes 370 amino acids.